Molecule: messenger RNA, 9340 nt
Organism: Chinchilla lanigera (long-tailed chinchilla)
Lineage: Eukaryota; Metazoa; Chordata; Mammalia; Rodentia; Chinchillidae
Gene: Myo7a
Product: myosin VIIA
Exons: 48
Coding region: 33-6677 (2214 amino acids)
Cellular component (GO): myosin complex; cytoskeleton
Molecular function (GO): ATP binding; protein binding; cytoskeletal motor activity
Source: RefSeq, a predicted model, not a curated record
ACAGCAGGUAGCAGGAGCUCGGACACAGAACCAUGGUGAUUCUUCAGCAGGGCGACUACGUGUGGAUGGACCUGCGGUCCGGGCAGGAGUUCGACGUGCCCAUCGGGGCUGUGGUGAAGCUCUGCGACUCUGGGCAGAUCCAGGUGGUGGACGACGAAGGCAAUGAACACUGGAUCUCCCCGCAGAACGCCACGCACAUCAAGCCCAUGCACCCUACCUCCAUCCAAGGCGUGCAGGACAUGAUCCGCCUGGGGGACCUCAAUGAGGCAGGCAUCCUGCGCAACCUGCUCAUCCGCUACCGGGACCACCUCAUCUACACGUACACAGGCUCCAUCCUGGUGGCCGUGAACCCGUACCAGCUGCUCUCCAUCUACUCACCAGAGCAUAUCCGCCAGUACACCAACAAGAAGAUUGGGGAGAUGCCGCCCCACAUCUUUGCCAUCGCCGACAACUGCUACUUCAACAUGAAACGCAACAGCAGAGACCAGUGCUGUAUCAUUAGUGGGGAGUCCGGAGCAGGGAAGACAGAGAGCACGAAGCUGAUCCUGCAGUUCCUGGCUGCCAUCAGUGGGCAGCACUCAUGGAUCGAGCAGCAGGUCCUGGAGGCUACCCCCAUCCUGGAAGCCUUUGGCAAUGCCAAGACCAUCCGCAACGACAACUCAAGCCGCUUCGGGAAGUACAUCGACAUCCACUUCAACAAGCGGGGUGCCAUCGAGGGAGCCAAGAUUGAGCAGUACCUGCUGGAGAAGUCACGCGUCUGUCGCCAAGCUCCGGAUGAGCGCAAUUACCACGUUUUCUACUGCAUGCUGGAGGGCAUGAGCGAGGAGCAGAAGAAGAAGCUGGGCCUGGGCCAGGCCACCGACUACAACUACUUGGCCAUGGGCAAUUGCACGACCUGCGAGGGCCGGGUGGACAGCCAGGAGUAUGCCAACAUCCGCUCCGCCAUGAAGGUGCUCAUGUUCACCGACACGGAGAACUGGGAGAUCUCGAAGCUCCUGGCCGCCAUCCUGCACCUGGGCAACCUGCAGUAUGAGGCCCGCACAUUUGAAAACUUGGAUGCCUGCGAGGUCCUCUUCUCUCCGUCACUGGCCACCGCUGCAUCCCUGCUCGAGGUGAACCCCCCGGACCUGAUGAGCUGCCUGACCAGCCGCACCCUCAUCACCCGUGGGGAGACCGUGUCCACCCCGCUCAGCAGGGAGCAGGCGCUGGAUGUGCGAGAUGCCUUCGUCAAGGGUAUCUACGGGCGUCUGUUCGUGUGGAUUGUGGACAAGAUCAACGCAGCAAUUUACAAGCCACCCUCCCAGGAAAUGAACUCCCGCCGGUCCAUCGGCCUCCUUGACAUCUUUGGGUUUGAGAACUUUGCUGUGAACAGCUUCGAGCAGCUCUGCAUCAACUUCGCCAAUGAGCACCUGCAGCAGUUCUUCGUGCGACACGUGUUCAAGCUGGAGCAGGAGGAGUACGACCUGGAGAGCAUCGACUGGCUGCAUAUCGAGUUCACAGACAACCAGGACGCCCUGGACAUGAUCGCCAACAAACCCAUGAACAUCAUCUCCCUCAUCGAUGAGGAGAGCAAGUUCCCCAAGGGCACUGACACCACCAUGUUGCAUAAGCUCAACUCCCAGCACAAACUCAAUGCCAACUAUGUGCCCCCCAAGAACAACCAUGAGACCCAGUUUGGCAUCAACCACUUUGCAGGGGUCGUCUACUAUGAGACCCAAGGCUUCCUGGAGAAGAACCGGGACACCCUGCAUGGGGACAUCAUCCAGCUGGUCCACUCCUCCCGGAACAAGUUCAUCAAGCAGAUCUUCCAGGCUGAUGUUGCCAUGGGCGCCGAGACCAGGAAGCGCUCGCCCACACUCAGCAGCCAGUUCAAGCGGUCGCUAGAGCUGCUGAUGCGCACGUUGGGCGCCUGCCAGCCCUUCUUCGUGCGCUGCAUCAAGCCCAAUGAGUUCAAGAAGCCCAUGCUAUUUGACCGGCACCUGUGCGUGCGCCAGCUGCGCUACUCAGGCAUGAUGGAGACCAUCCGGAUCCGCCGCGCAGGCUACCCCAUCCGCUACAGCUUCGUGGAGUUUGUGGAGCGGUAUCGUGUGCUGCUGCCCGGUGUGAAGCCGGCCUACAAACAGGGCGACCUCCGGGGGACAUGCCAGCGCAUUGCUGAGGCGGUGCUGGGCACCCAUGAUGACUGGCAGAUUGGCAAAACCAAGAUCUUUCUGAAGGACCACCACGACAUGCUGCUAGAGGUGGAGCGGGACAAGGCCAUCACUGACCGGGUGAUCCUCCUGCAGAAGGUCAUCCGAGGGUUCAAAGACAGGUCCAACUACCUGAAGCUGAAGAACGCUGCCACAUUGAUCCAGAGGCACUGGCGGGGCCACCACUGCAGAAGGAACUAUGAGCUGAUGCGCCUGGGCUUCCUGAGGCUGCAGGCCCUGCAUCGCUCCCAGAAGCUGCACCAGCAGUACCACCUGGCCCGCCGGCGCAUCAUUCAGUUCCAGGCCCGAUGCCGGGCCUACCUGGUGCGCAAGGCCUUCCGCCACCGCCUCUGGGCCGUGCUCACCGUGCAGGCCUAUGCCCGUGGCAUGAUCGCCCGCAGGCUACACCGGCGCCUCAGGGCUGAGUACCUGCGGCGCCUUGAGGCGGAGAAGAUGCGGCUGGCAGAGGAGGAGAAGCUCCGGAAGGAGAUGAGCGCCAAGAGGGCCAAGGAGGAGGCGGAGCGCAAGCAUCAGGAGCGCCUGGCCCAGCUGGCUCGUGAGGAUGCGGAGCGGGAGCUGAAGGAGAAGGAGGAGGCCCGGCGGAAGAAGGAGCUGCUGGAGCGCAUGGAGCGGGCCCGCCACGAGCCCAUCAACCACUCGGACAUGGUGGACAAGAUGUUUGGCUUCCUGGGGACUUCGGGUGGCCUGCCGGGCCGGGAGGGCCAGGCACCUAGCGGCUUUGAGGACCUGGAGCGAGGGCGGAGGGAGAUGGUGGAGGAGGACCUGGAUGCAGCCCUGCCACUGCCCGAUGAGGACGAGGAGGACCUCUCCGAGUACAAAUUCGCCAAGUUCGCUGCCACCUACUUCCAGGGCACGACAACACACUCCUACACACGGCGGCCACUCAAACAGCCCCUGCUGUACCAUGACGACGAGGGUGACCAGCUGGCGGCGCUGGCUGUCUGGAUCACCAUCCUCCGGUUUAUGGGAGACCUCCCGGAGCCCAAGUACCACACGGCCAUGAGUGACGGCAGCGAGAAGAUCCCCGUGAUGACCAAGAUUUAUGAGACCCUGGGCAAGAAGACGUACAAGAGGGAGCUGCAGGCCCUGCAGGGAGAGGGUGAGGCCCAGCUCCCUGAAGGGCAGAAGAAGAGCAGCGUGAGGCACAAGCUGGUGCACUUGACCUUGAAGAAGAAGUCUAAGCUCACGGAGGAGGUGACCAAGAGGCUGCACGACGGGGAGUCCACCAUGCAGGGCAACAGCAUGCUGGAGGACCGCCCCACCUCCAACCUGGAGAAGCUGCACUUCAUCAUCGGCAACGGCAUCUUGCGGCCAACGCUGCGGGAUGAGAUCUACUGCCAGAUCAGCAAGCAGCUCACCCACAACCCUUCUAAGAGCAGCUAUGCCCGCGGCUGGAUCCUCGUGUCACUCUGUGUGGGCUGCUUUGCCCCCUCCGAGAAGUUUGUCAAGUACCUGCGGAACUUCAUCCACGGGGGACCCCCUGGCUACGCCCCAUACUGUGAGGAGCGUCUGAGGAGGACCUUUGUCAAUGGGACACGGACACAGCCACCCAGCUGGCUGGAGUUGCAGGCCACCAAGUCCAAGAAGCCCAUCAUGUUGCCCGUGACGUUCAUGGAUGGGACCACGAAGACCCUGCUGACAGACUCAGCGACCACAGCCAAGGAGCUGUGCAACGCUCUGGCGGACAAGAUCUCUCUCAAGGACCGGUUUGGGUUCUCGCUCUACAUCGCCCUAUUUGAUAAGGUGUCCUCCCUGGGCAGCGGCAGCGACCAUGUCAUGGACGCCAUCUCCCAGUGUGAGCAGUAUGCCAAGGAGCAGGGCGCCCAGGAGCGCAAUGCGCCGUGGAGGCUCUUCUUCCGCAAAGAGGUCUUCACACCCUGGCACAACCCCUCGGAAGACAACGUGGCCACCCACCUCAUCUACCAGCAGGUGGUGCGAGGGGUCAAGUUUGGGGAGUACAGGUGUGAGAAGGAAGAUGAUCUGGCCGAGCUAGCCUCCCAGCAGUACUUUGUGGACUACGGCUCCGAAAUGAUCCUGGAGCGCCUCCUGAACCUUGUGCCCACCUACAUCCCUGACCGCGAGAUCACACCACUGAAGACACUUGAGAAAUGGGCCCAGCUGGCCAUUGCUGCCCACAAGAAGGGGAUUUAUGCACAAAGGAGAACUGACGCCCAGAAGGUCAAAGAAGAUGUGGUCAAUUACGCCCGCUUCAAGUGGCCCUUGCUCUUCUCCAGGUUUUAUGAAGCCUACAAAUUCUCAGGCCCCAGCCUCCCCAAGAAUGAUGUCAUUGUGGCUGUCAACUGGACGGGCGUCUACUUUGUGGAUGAGCAGGAACAAGUGCUCCUGGAGUUGUCCUUCCCGGAGAUCAUGGCCGUGUCCAGCAGCAGGGAGUGCCGUGUCUUACUCUCGCUGGGCUGCUCUGACCUGGGCUGUGCUGAGACUCACUCGGGCCGGGCAGGACUGACCCCGGCCGGGCCCUGUUCUCCGUGUUGGUCCUGCAGGGGAGCGAAACUGACAGCCCCCAGCUUCACACUGGCCACCAUUAAGGGGGAUGAGUACACCUUCACAUCCAGCAAUGCCGAGGACAUCCGUGACCUGGUGGUCACCUUCCUGGAGGGACUCCGGAAGAGGUCUAAGUAUGUGGUGGCCCUGCAGGACAACCCCAACCCUGCGGGCGAGGAGUCGGGUUUCCUCAGCUUCGCCAAGGGAGACCUCAUCAUCCUGGACCAUGACACCGGCGAGCAGGUCAUGAACUCAGGCUGGGCCAACGGCAUCAGUGAGAGGACCAAGCAGCGUGGGGACUUCCCCACGGACUGUGUGUACGUCAUGCCUACUGUCACCAUGCCCCCGCGGGAGAUUGUGGCUCUGGUCACCAUGACCCCCGACCAGAGGCAGGACGUUAUCCGGCUCCUGCAGCUGCGCACAGCGGAGCCCGAGGUGCGCAGCAAGCCCUACACGCUGGAGGAAUUCUCAUAUGACUACUUCAGACCCCCGCCCAAGCACACGCUGAGCCGUGUCAUGGUGUCCAAGGCCCGCGGCAAGGACCGGCUGUGGAGCCACACUCGGGAGCCGCUCAAGCAAGCACUGCUCAAGAAGAUUCUGGGCAGUGAGGAGCUCUCACAGGAGGCCUGCAUGGCCUUCAUUGCCGUGCUCAAGUACAUGGGCGACUACCCCUCCAAGAGGGCGCGCUCGGUCAACGAGCUCACGGAUCAGAUCUUUGAGGGAGCCCUGAAGGCUGAGCCCCUCAAGGACGAGGCCUACGUGCAGAUCCUGAAGCAGCUGACGGACAACCACAUCAGGUACAGCGAGGAGCGGGGCUGGGAGCUGCUGUGGCUGUGCACUGGCCUCUUCCCUCCCAGCAACAUCCUGCUGCCUCACGUGCAGCGCUUCCUGCAGUCCCGCAAGCACUGCCCGCUGGCCAUCGACUGCCUGCAGCGGCUCCAGAAAGCCCUGAGAAACGGAUCCCGGAAGUACCCUCCGCACUUGGUGGAGGUGGAGGCUAUCCAGCACAAAACCACUCAGAUUUUCCACAAAGUCUACUUCCCCGACGACACAGACGAGGCCUUUGAGGUGGAGUCCAGCACCAAGGCCAAGGACUUCUGCCAGAACAUCGCUACUCGGUUGCUCCUCAAGUCCUCUGAGGGAUUCAGCCUCUUUGUCAAAAUUGCAGACAAGGUUAUCAGCGUCCCUGAGAAUGACUUCUUCUUUGACUUUGUUCGACACCUGACAGACUGGAUAAAGAAAGCACGGCCCAUCAAGGAUGGAAUCGUGCCCUCGCUCACCUACCAGGUGUUCUUCAUGAAGAAACUGUGGACCACGACAGUGCCAGGCAAGGACCCCAUGGCUGAUUCCAUCUUCCACUAUUACCAGGAGUUGCCUAAGUAUCUCCGAGGGUAUCACAAGUGCACACGAGAGGAGGUCCUGCAGCUGGGGGCGCUGAUCUACAGGGUCAAAUUUGAGGAAGACAAAUCCUACUUCCCCAGCAUCCCUAAACUGCUAAGGGAACUGGUUCCCCAGGACCUCAUCCGACAGAUUUCGCCUGACGACUGGAAGCGGUCUAUCGUUGCCUACUUCAACAAGCACGCGGGAAAGUCCAAGGAGGAGGCCAAGCUGGCCUUCCUGAAGCUCAUCUUCAAGUGGCCCACCUUCGGCUCUGCCUUUUUUGAGGUGAAGCAAACUACGGAGCCAAACUUCCCUGAGAUCCUCUUAAUUGCCAUCAACAAGUAUGGGGUCAGCCUCAUUGAUCCCAGAACCAAGGACAUCCUGACUACUCACCCCUUCACCAAGAUCUCUAACUGGAGCAGUGGCAACACCUACUUCCACAUCACCAUUGGGAACUUGGUGCGCGGGAGCAAAUUGCUCUGUGAAACAUCGCUGGGUUACAAGAUGGAUGACCUCCUGACCUCCUACAUCAGCCAGAUGCUCACAGCCAUGAGCAAACAGCGGGGCUCUAGGAGCGGCAAGUGAACUGGGGAGGAGAUACUCACUCUGUGCCUGCUCUCUAGGCAGCAUCUGGCUCCGGUCCAUCAGCUACACCUGGAGCUAGGGAAGACCUCCACCAUCCAGGCAAGGAGCCUGGGCUGGCCAUCUACUACUGACCAUGCCUGCUCGGCCUGACCUGUCUUUCAUUGAAGUCAGAACUUCCCUCUGUCCAUCUUUGGCACUUGGGUUGGUUCUCACCCUAGCAGGCUGUGGCCUUCCCAGUGUAACAACCUGUGCUCCUUGGAUGUGCAGACCGGCUCCACCUCUGCUAUGACCUUCCAUGUACCAUGGGGGCAGAGGAAUUCAGAGGACAACCUAUCUCUCAAUACUUGGAACAACCAAACCAAAUGUGCAUUGAAUAGGACACCCUGAAACCCGAGGGACUGGGUCACUUCUUCCAAGUCAAGCAUCCUCAGCUGGGGUGAGGAGGACAGACCACUUUUGUAUAUUGCAUUGUGAGUGCUGGACCUUUGCUCAAGUUUCCCUGAUCAUCGCAGGGCAUAAAGCAUGUGUUUCAUCCUCUGGCCCUACAGUGUCUUUGCUGAGGGAGGGAGUGUGGGGUCAAGACAGUGCAGGGGAGUGGUCUGUGUAACUACUUCCUUGCUCUGUGCCAGCCUGGCCAUGUUGGUCUGUGUAUGGGGGUUGUAGUGCGUGAACCCAAGGUGUUCUUCAUAGUGGCUUAAAGGGACCCGCAGGGACCAAGAUGGGUUUGGGAGAACUAGAUGCCAGUCUGAGAGGUGGCGCUGGAGGUCUGGAGGGAGAAUCAGCUCUGGGUCUUAACUAGGGUCAGUGGAGCCAGAAUGGCCCUUGCGCCCUGCCAGAAACAUCUUGGUUCUUUAAGACACGUCCAAGAACACCAAGAACAACACUGCCUUGGGCUAAAUCCUGCAUCCACUGGACGCCUGUGGAAUGUUGCUUUGUGAAUAGAUGGGACAACCAAGUUUGGGCAUAACUGGGGUAGGUCUGGAGGUGUGGGCUUCAGAUAGGGCAGCGGUGAUUGAGGUGGGGCAUCUUCUGGGCAAUGGCUAGGAUGACUGCCUAGAGCCAUGACAAUGGGGAAUCCCUUUGAGGUGGGAGUGUUUUGAUCUGCCUGAAGGUCUCCUGCUAUUUUAGUAGAGCCAGGUCUUGCAUGCCCUUACGUAUUCAAGUGUCUGGGCCACCCAGACCUGUAUGUCUAUCCACACCCCAGGGAGUGCUACUGAUGUCCCCAGCUGCUGGUAAAGGAGAGGGAACGGCUGGAGGCCCCAAACUAGACAGCAUCACUUUCUGGGAAUGACAAUGUGCUGUCAAGGGAGACAUCCUGCUCCAACAACCUGGGCCAGAAGGAAGGUCCUGCGGUGACCUGCCUCCAUGCCAUUAUGCAGAUGUGGAGGCUGAGGCCCACGAAAGGAGUGUAAAUGGGUAAAGAUCACACAGUGGAACUCAACUCAUUGCUGAUAACUUUGGGCUCACAGAUGUUUGUUCUCAGCUCUAGUUUCCCCUCAAGGACAAAAGCUAUUUAUUGAGAGAGACCACGCCAUCCCCUCACUGAGGAGUCAGUCAACCAUAAGGUCUCAGGAAGCAUUCCACUGAACAUUAGUCCAGAAAAUAUGUGUGUGAUAUAAGAUCUUUGCUCCUUUUUCAUUUCCCGCCUUAAGAUGGUGUCACUAAUGUACCCAACACCUUCUUAGGUGACUAGAAGAGGGCAGAAGUACUCCAUUUACCUUCUGGCUUCCUGAGAGGUUGCCUUUAUUACAUGUUGGUGUUCAUCUGUCACUCUUUUUUAAAGCAGGGAAUACUAUGAAAGUGUUAAGAUGAGACAACCCUGUAAAACCCACAGAACAGCCAAGACUACACACUACUGUUUUCCCCUCCCCAGCCCCUUGAUAGACAUUCUCUGUCAACCAGAAUGGUCCUGCUGAAGGCCUCACUGGUCCUUCCAUAUGCUUUCUUGACCACUGCCCACCAUUCCCACUCUUAGGCACAGAGAAGAAGAAGAUGGGUACAAGGUAUAGCUAAAUUUUCUCCAAAGAUGGAUAGGAGGGACAUAGGAGGAAUGUACCCUGUUGAAAGAUUCCUGGGAGGAUUUGGCCAUGGAGGGGUCUCACUGUUGUGAGGGGUCUCUCUGGUGAUCCCGUGGAUGGGAUCUAUGAUGGUUUGACACGCCCUCUGGGGGACACCAGUGGUAUAAAAUCCCCAUUAUAGAGCAAUAGUAACUUCACAGCCCUCUUGGGGGACACUGGUGGUUUGGGACUCUUUUUGGCAAACCUUCGUUGAAUAAUAAACUCCUUGGUGGAUACUUGUGGCUUGGUGCACUUUGACACUGACAUCUUCCUUUGGGGCACAGAUGAUUUGAUUUUCUUCUUGAGACACCUCUGUAUGGAAAUGUCCCCUUUGGAGGGAGCAGGUGGGUUAAGGGCCUUCACUUUGAGGACUGCUGUGACACGGAGGGAGUUGGGGUAUGUAAGUGUCCUAAUCUAGGCUGACUGGAAGGUGGCAAGAGUUCAAGAGCUUUCCAUGACUAUUUCUCCUCAGGUGCUGUUUCCUGAAUGUCUGUGGGGGACAGAAAAGACAAGCACAGAUUCUUCAAGUGUCAAGUUGCCCAAUUUUUGUUUGCACUAUGGUGAACUCAUGGUUAUUUCUUCAGUGUUAAAACUGCUUCCACCUGA